AUGUCGCAAGAAACGAAUCCGUCUGAGAGGGUCGCGCCCCCAGCAAGGUCCUCUUCGCCGAAGAUGUUCACCUGUGCGGUGGCGGGAUGCGGCGCGCGCUUUCGAAAACCUGCACAUCUCAGGCGCCACGCAUCGGUCCAUACAGAGGAGCGGCCCUUCAACUGCCCUUUCUGCUCCGCGUCAUUCAAGAGAGACGAACACCUUCGGCGGCAUGUAGCGAUUCUCCACCACACAGACGGCAAGCUGGUGCUUCCUGAGGACCCGCAGGGGACUUCAGCUUCAAGUACCUCCAAAUCUGCCCGCGACCUGCAAGUCCCUCUUGCUCAGACACCGAUAUCUUCGGGGGGGCGAGAAUCUGACAGAUGUCACCUGUCGGUCUGCCCAGGCAGAGCAGAAACAGAGGACGAAGACGACGAACGCCUGCGGGCGGCGCAGAGAUGGAGGCGCGCCGUGCCGGCAUUGGAAACUGGAGGCCGAGAGGCGGAGCCUCUGCCGCAUGAGGCGUGUUCGGACGAAACAAGGCAGACGCAGGAACACAGACGCACAGGCAGUCGCUCUGAGCCAACGGACCAAACAGAGGAAAGGCGUUUGAGCGCCGCGACGCCACCCAUCGAGAGCUUAGCGCCUUAUUCGCCAGCCACAGGCGAGCGCGGCUCGAGGUCUUUCGUGUGUGAGAAGUGCGGAAAGUCUUUCCGGUUGAAGCAACACCUUCGCCGACACGAGAAGAGCCACGUGGGGCGUCACACGUGCGACCAAUGCGGCGCAGUCUUCGCCAAGAAGCACCAGAUCAGGUGGCACAAAAUGGAGCACAUCCUGACGGAGGGCGUCCGGCGAAAAAAAGAAAAUGCAGAAUGUGCGAAGAGGGCCGCAGAGAAACCGAACUCCGAGGACGCCAGUGGAGAGGCGCACGAGGCAGCGCCCCUCACGCCCACGAGUCCAGAGAAGCUUGGCCGCAGUGAAUCAGAUGAAUCUGUCCAGGGCGUGGGAUUUCCCUGCCCGCACAAGGACUGCGACAUGAUCUUCUUCACUCGCGGCCAACUAUACAGACACCUGAGGAGAGUGCGCGAAAGGUCCUGCGACUAUACAUGCGAGACUUGCUCGGAGACGUUUGUCCGCUUCUCGUCGCUCGUGGCUCACCGACGGACUGUGCACCCGACAAACGUCCACGUCUGUGAAACUUGCAAUAAACGUUACGCAAGGAUCUCGCGACUCCGAGAGCACAUCCGGAAGCGCCACGCCGCCGAAGACCGUUGGCUAGCAGGCGACGAGCCCGAUGGAGACCUAAACAAGGCCAUCGAGGACCCGCAAGACCGGUGGUAUUCUUGUCCCGAGCCGAGCUGCGCGGCUUUUUUUUCCACCGCGAGCAACAUGCGCGCGCACUACCGCGUGAAGCACCUUCGGUUGCGAGCUUUCAGCUGCGAAGUAUGUGGGGCGUCUUUCGGCUUCAAGGCCGUUCUCAGGCGGCACCUGAUCAAAAUUCACGGCGUCCGCCCCCCGCGGUCCGGCGGCCCCUUGUCGCCCGCAGUGCCUCCGAGUGUCGCGCUGCCGGUUCGCGGUCCGGAGCAAGACUGUGCUUCGUGGAGCUUGCCCGAGGGGUGCCAGGCAAGUUUGCAGGCGCCGAGUUCGCACCCGCCGCCCUCUUCUUCGGCCCUGAUCUCAUCGCCAGCUUCUUCUGCUGCUUCGUGGCCUCCUGGCGGCGCCGCGCGAACCGCAUCGCCGGACGAGGCGGGAAUUCCGCCGCACCAGUCCUCAGGCGACGGAAGCCUCUUGGAGACCUGUGGGGCGGCGCCCGCACCGUCUCCCCCACAGCCUUCGAUAUGCUUCUCGGGCAACGCGAGAACAAGCUCUGGGGCUUCUAGUUUUUCUUCCGCACCGAGCCAGGGCGAGGAAACCGGCGCGGCCGCGGCGGGCGAGGGGGAAGGGCGCGAAGCAGUGGAAGGGCACGAGAGGGAAAGAGCUCGCCACCAGAGGUCCGCGAAAGGCCACCGCAGGGAGAAAAAGAGGAGAGUUUUGCUGCCAGACUCCGAGCGCGGAGACACUUCUUCACAUCAGGGUGAGGCGGCGGGAUGGGUCGUCGACGCCGUGCAGGUGGGCCUGCUGUCAUCCAUGGGGUGA
Messenger RNA from Besnoitia besnoiti, 2115 nucleotides. Its product is annotated as zinc finger, c2h2 type domain-containing protein. Bases 1 to 2115 code for a protein of 704 amino acids. Lineage: Eukaryota; Apicomplexa; Conoidasida; Eucoccidiorida; Sarcocystidae. The record is from RefSeq and is a predicted model, not a curated record. The transcript is spliced from 7 exons.